Molecule: messenger RNA, 1281 nt
Organism: Phycodurus eques (leafy seadragon)
Lineage: Eukaryota; Metazoa; Chordata; Actinopteri; Syngnathiformes; Syngnathidae
Gene: kcnj12b
Product: potassium inwardly rectifying channel subfamily J member 12b
Exons: 1
Coding region: 1-1281 (426 amino acids)
Biological process (GO): regulation of monoatomic ion transmembrane transport; potassium ion import across plasma membrane
Cellular component (GO): plasma membrane
Molecular function (GO): inward rectifier potassium channel activity
Source: RefSeq, a predicted model, not a curated record
AUGAAUGUGGGAAGAGCCCACCAGCACGGUUUGCUGACGUGUGAAGAGGAAGGCCUGAGACUGAGCAGCAUGCCUGCUGUGGGAAGCUUCGGCAAUGGCAAGAUCCACACCAGACGCCAGAGACACAGCCGCUUCGUCAGCAAGACGGGCCAGUGCAACAUCCACUUCUUAAACAUGGACGACAAGUCAAGUCGUUACAUAUCGGAUAUGUUCACCACUUGUGUGGACAUACGCUGGCGCUACAUGUUCCUGGUCUUCAGCCUGGUGUUUGUGGUGUCCUGGCUGAUGUUCGGCUUGGCCUUCUGGGUGAUCGGCCUCCUGCACGGCGACAUGGAGCAUCCCGCUGAGGAUGAUAGUUUCGUACCAUGCGUCACACAGGUGAACACCUUCGUGGCUGCUUUCCUGUUCUCCAUUGAGACCCAGACUACCAUCGGGUACGGAGCUCGCUGCGUGACAGAGGAAUGUCCCGCUGCCGUCUUCAUGGUGGUCUUUCAGUCAAUUGUAGGCUGCGUCAUCGACGCCUUUAUGAUUGGCGCCAUUAUGGCGAAGAUGGCGAGGCCGAAAAAGCGAGCGGAGACACUCCUGUUCAGCCGCAACGCAGUAAUUGCCAUGCGUGACGGAAAGUUGUGCCUCAUGUUUAGGGUAGCCAAUCUAAGAAAAAGCCAUAUAGUGGAGGCUCACGUGCGAGCCCAGCUGGUCAAGCCUCGUUACACAGAGGAGGGCGAGUACAUCCCUCUGGAUCAGAUCGACAUGAACGUAGGCUACGACAGAGGCACCGACCGCCUCUUUCUGGUCGCGCCAAUCACCGUCAUCCAUGAGAUCGAUGAAGACAGUCCUCUGUUUGGCAUCAGCAAACAAGAUCUGGAUGUCUCCGACUUCGAGAUUGUGAUCAUAUUAGAAGGUCUGGUGGAAGCCACCGCCAUGACGACGCAGGCGCGCAGUUCCUACCUGUCGUCAGAGAUCCUUUGGGGUCACCGCUUCGAGCCGCUCAUCUUCGAGGAGAAGAGCCAGUACAGGAUAGAUUACGUCUACUUUCACAAGACCUUCGAGGUACCAUCCACCCCGAGGUGCAGCGCUAGGGACAUGGAGGACAGGAAGUUCCCAACGUCGGGCGCUAACUCCUUCUGCUACGAGAACGAGCUGGCCUUCAUCAGUAGAGACGAGGAGGAGGAAGCAGACUUUGACAAAGAAGAAGACAGACAGUGUUCUACAGCUCUGCUGAGUGAGCACAGCACCCCUGAACGUGAUCAAAAAUCAUCCAGUAAAGAAUCAGAGAUUUAA